UGUGUAGCCAUAGUUUCCAGUGUCUUUUCAAUUUUCAGCUUUUGAUGAGUUUUUAAGACUUAAUGAAAACUAAUGCUUUAUUUCUUUAUUUCAGACCUAAUUGAAGAGAAUGUGGGGAGUAAAGAGGAGGAACAUCAUGUCAAAAUUGAGGAAAAAACUCAUUUACAGACUGAUGGUAUUUUGAAAAGGAGAGAGAAGAAUCACUUCACCUGCACUCAGUGUGGAAAGAGUUUUGAAAGAAAAGGCAAUCUUAAGAUUCACAUGAUGAACCACACUGGAGAGAAACCAUUCACAUGCACUCAAUGUGGGAAGAGUUUCAGCCACUCAUCACACCUUAAUCUACACAUCAGGAUCCACACUGGAGAGAAACCAUUCACAUGCACUCGGUGUGGGAAGAGUUUCAGCCAGUCAUCACACCUUAAUCAACACGUGAACAUCCACACUGGAGAGAAACCAUUUACAUGCACUCAGUGUGGGAAGAGUUUCCUCCGCUCAUCAUCCCUUUAUCUACAUUUGAUGACCCACACUGGAGAGAAACCAUUCACAUGCAAUCAGUGUGGAAAGCGUUUCAGCCAGUCCUCAAACCUUAAUAAACAUAUGAUGAUCCACAGCGGAGAGAAACCAUUCACAUGCACUCAGUGUGGGAAGCGUUUCAUCCGCUCAUCACACCUUAAUCAACACAUGAGGAUACACACUGGAGAGAAACCAUUCACAUGCACUCAGUGUAGGAAGAGUUUUAACUGCUCAUCACACCUUAAAGAACACAUUAGGGUCCACACUGGGGAGAAACCAUUCACAUGCACUCAGUGUGGGAAGAGUUUCAGCCAAUCAUCAUCCCUUAAUCUACACAUGAGGAUCCACACUGGAGAGAAACCAUUCACUUGCACUUAAGAUGCAGACACACUGGACUUUUCUUCCCAUAGACUUUCAUUCAUGCGCACACGAAUGCGUCAGACCGGAAACGCAAGUUCAUGCAUCAAGUUUCGCAGUUCACUGCAUUGCAAAGUUCAAGCUUGGUGAACUCUGACCUGCGAAAUUGCAUCACUUGACUGUGUGAGACCAAUCAAAGAUCAAAACAUGAUCUCUCUGGACAGCAAUUUAAAUUAUGGACCAAUCACUCAGUUUUUAUUGUCUAAUCAUCUUGUUUAAUCCCGCCCCUUUUCGCAGCGCCGUACAACAGAAUUUCGCUUGCUCAAACUAGUGUGACCGCAGCUUCGGUGUGGGAUGAGUUUUAGCAACUCCUCAGACCUUAAUAAACACAUGAAGACCCACACUGGAGAGAAACCAUUCACAUGUACUCAGUGUGGGAAGAGUUUCAACUGAUCAGCAAACCUUAAUGAACACAUGAAGAUCCACACUGGUGUGAAGUGUGAGAAGACUUUUAUUACAGCUACAAAACUGAAACCGCACCAGAUGAUUCACACUGGAGAGAAACCGUACAGAUCUGAUCAGUGUCUACAGAGUUUCGCUCAUUCGGCGCAGCUUAAGAAAUACAUGGACAAAAAGUUGCACACAUGACAUGAAUGCAGCAAAACAUUUUCUCAUGUGCACAGGAUGUUUCAUGUCUGAAUAAUGUUUGAAAAGGCUUAGUGAUGGUAUACUGUUUUUCAACACUCAUACACUGCAGUAGGUGGGGUUGUAAAUGUGUUGCGCUCCUCGCGUUUACUGUAAACACAAUGAUGGCGGCUGAGAGAAGAACAGUUUCAUAAACAUCUGGCAAACAGCACCUCUGCGGCUUAAAAUCUCUUUGCAAGUGAUUGUACAGGUGCAGAUACGUAUGUACUCUACUCUCCAGUGUAUUCAUGUAGCUAGUGUUGUUUUGGAUGAUAUUCUCUGUCUGACUCCCUCAAGUUUAGAAAGCCCAUUUAAUUGCCCUGUCUUGCAUAUUUUAUUAGUAAAGUUUCUUUACUUUUAGGUUCAAGAUUCUUUCUACUUUACUACAUUUACUUUUUUGAGUAGAAUACAAACUUGAUGAAUAUUUUAUGAUUAAGGCAGAGCGACAGUUAUUAAGUUUUACAAUAUUAAUACACUGUGAUGAUCCCAAGACUCCAGAUUGGAGUAUGUGGUAAAUCUUGAUUGGAUGCCUGCAUUACUCCUCAAUGGGUAUAUAAAAGUUGUUGUGCUAGUGAAGGAUAGCAUUUUUUAUUGUUAGGCUUUGUUAACAUUUACUAAUAAAUACAGACAUAAAUGGGGUUUCUUUUUCUGAGGAGUUAAAUGCCAUAUGUGCAUAAGAGAUGAGUUGAUGGGCUGCUCUCAGCAACCUGCCUGUUAUCGAGCAUGGGUGUAUGUAAAAUGCAGAGAGCUCUAAAAUGUAUGAACUGUGUGUUCGUGCUCUGAAACAUUUGCCUAGUCGACGGUCAAGGCCAACUGUCAAGACAAGAUACCAGAAAGAGGAACAUUUGGUUGCUAAAUGGUCCAACUGCCAAGAUGACAUCAUAUAAGUCAAUAAUGUUGAGAUCAGAUAGUGUGUGAAAGACAUUAUAAAACAUGAAGGAGAGCCCAAAAGAGACCAGAGCUGAAUUGAAAUUACAUCUCUCCUGCGCAGAACUGGUACUCUCUAACUUCUUGCAUUCAAAAUAAAACUUCU
Messenger RNA from Danio aesculapii, 2587 nucleotides. RefSeq names its product gastrula zinc finger protein XlCGF8.2DB-like. The record is from RefSeq and is a predicted model, not a curated record. Bases 73 to 891 code for a protein of 272 amino acids. Gene Ontology annotation, biological process: regulation of transcription by RNA polymerase II. Gene Ontology annotation, molecular function: RNA polymerase II cis-regulatory region sequence-specific DNA binding; DNA-binding transcription factor activity, RNA polymerase II-specific. The transcript has a single exon. NCBI's taxonomy places the organism in Eukaryota, Metazoa, Chordata, Actinopteri, Cypriniformes, Danionidae.